GCAAGGCUGAGGCGGAUGAGGCGAGCGCAUCCGGCGCGCCGAAGAAGGAGGACGCCGAUGGCGUGCAGGAGAUGCAGACGGGCGCGUAAGCAGCCGCGUGUGCCCAUCGAUGUCCACGCCGCCGGCAGUGCCUUCGCCGCACGACCCUGCGCUCGAUCUUGACACUGCACGCAAUAGCCCUCCCGCCCUGCUCCCCCCCCCCCCCCCCCCCCCCCCCCCCCCCCCCCCCCCUUCUCCGCUGCUCGCUCGCUCUGGCCCCUCCCCCUCCUCGUCGAGACGGGGGCUCGAAGGACCUCAUACCCAAGCUCUCAAGCCGCAUGCCAACUCGCAUUCUUCCUCGCACCCACCUGCACGCUUGCCUUCUCCUCUCCUCACUCUGUCGCGUUCGUGGCUGUGCCUCUGUCAUGUUACCCUCGCCUCAUCCCAUCAAGGUGCUGCAAUGCGACUUGCAUCGCAUGUACACCUGGCGCCGUGGGUCAGGACAAAACUUCGAUUUCGUGUGACGGACCUUUCGGGAUGAGUCGAACGUGACGACGGGAAGGGGAAUGCGGCUCAUGUGUGUGGGAGUUUGUGUGAAGGGUAAGCAGCGUUGUGGUCGUGCGUGUAUGAUGAUAUGCCUCGUGCUGGGAUGUCGAUGAGUGUGAUCGUGCCGUAAGGUAGGGGGAGGGGGGUAGAAGGGGAAAGGGAAUGCGGGCGCGACGCUGUGCUUGAUCGCACACAGGAGGCCCUUGUAGGGCCAGUUCGGC
Messenger RNA from Tilletiopsis washingtonensis, 746 nucleotides. RefSeq lists its product as hypothetical. The record is from RefSeq and is a predicted model, not a curated record. Lineage: Eukaryota; Fungi; Basidiomycota; Exobasidiomycetes; Entylomatales. The transcript has a single exon. The coding region runs from base 110 to 520 and encodes 136 amino acids.